AUGCCCCUGUUCAGCUGGAUGAAGUGGUCUCAUGUGACAAAAGUGCAGACUCAGAAUGAAGCGCCACCUCUUAAGAGCUCAGAGGCUGUGCCCAGCCGCAGGUUGAUCAGAGAGCUCCUGUGGCAUGUAGAGGAACGUGAACAACUGGCACGGGAAUUGGAGCGAGAGCACAGGUUGGCCCACAGCUCUCCGGGCCUCCAAUGGUUCCAGAAGUACCAUCGGUUACGGACUCUCAUCCCCACAUCAGAGCUUUACCAGCUAGAGUUCCUGUGUGCCCAGAUACCACCGAUCCAUGCAGCCGCAGUCCUUUCCAGGUUCCGUGAGGUGCUGGCCACUAACAACAUAAGGCCCUGGGAGCUGGUGUCGGUCUUCAAGCAGGUGCUGAGAGACUUUGUGAACCAUAAGCAAUAUGAUGAAGAGUACGACUUCUCAGGUCAGUCAGCACAGCUCAGACCAAUGGAGGCUUGGACCAGCCGCUAUAAAAUGAGGCAGGGCUUUGUCACGACUACCAUCCCCAACUGUGGAGACUACCCAAGGGAGGAGAUACCAACAAUCUCUGGAUAUGUGGACUGGGCCAUGCGGCACUCCAGUUCAUUCUCAUGUUACAGCGACUGGGAGCAUCCAUAUAACUAUCCAGCAUCUCUCAGGUCCAAUGGGACAUACAGCACUACACUGUGA
Molecule: messenger RNA, 678 nt
Organism: Limanda limanda (common dab)
Lineage: Eukaryota; Metazoa; Chordata; Actinopteri; Pleuronectiformes; Pleuronectidae
Gene: rd3l
Product: RD3 like
Exons: 2
Coding region: 1-678 (225 amino acids)
Source: RefSeq, a predicted model, not a curated record